This is a messenger RNA of Hyalella azteca, 4842 nucleotides long. RefSeq lists its product as uncharacterized. Lineage: Eukaryota; Metazoa; Arthropoda; Malacostraca; Amphipoda; Hyalellidae. Gene Ontology annotation, cellular component: nucleus. The transcript has 16 exons. The record is from RefSeq and is a predicted model, not a curated record. Bases 153 to 4091 code for a protein of 1312 amino acids. Gene Ontology annotation, molecular function: ATP binding; protein serine/threonine kinase activity. Gene Ontology annotation, biological process: intracellular signal transduction; peptidyl-serine phosphorylation.
CCCUGUUGCAACACGUUUCAGUGCGCGCAAAUUUUCGAAUGAUUUUUGAAUAAUACUAGACAUCAUUGACUUGGAAUUUUCAUUUUUAACCAGAUAGCAACCAUAACAACCUUUCCUACUGUGAAUAUUACGUGAACCGUAAAUAAAAGAUUAUGGAUUCACCUUGUCACGGAGGAAAAUCCAGCAAUGAAAAAGAUUCCAAAAUCGAUUCAGAACGUCCUGUCAAACGAAAAAUGCCUGUUGUUGGCGAUUUCAAAGUUCUCAAACCUAUCAGUCGAGGUGCUUUUGGGACUGUGUACAUUGGCCACAGGAGAGACAAUCCAGAUCGCCUGUAUGCAAUCAAAGUGGUCAAGAAGUCUGAUAUCAUCCACAAAAACAUGGUUCAUCAGAUGAUCACAGAAAGAGAUGCAUUGGCACACAUCAGAAGUCCAUUCUGUGUGCAGCUCUACUAUUCUCUUCAAGACGCAACCAGAGUCUUCCUUGUGAGUGGAACCACGGCUCUACCACUAGCACUUGCUCUUGAUUACCUGCACAGACACGGUAUUGUGCAUCGUGAUGUCAAGCCUGACAACCUCCUCCUGGACAACAAAGGACAUUUGAAGCUCACAGAUUUUGGCUUGAGCAAAAUUAUCCUUGCCAGUGAGGAGCAGCUGGAAAAGUUGACAAACUUCACCCCAAACCCCGCAUCUCGGGGCGCCAACGCUGCCCGCUACGCUAGAACCCCCGGCCAGAUCCUCUCCCUCACCUCCCAUCUCUCCUUCAACUCGACCGUCACCAGUCCAGCGUUGACGACGCCGGGCUCGGAGCGUCACACGACCGUCCUCGCCGCUCGCCAGGCUGGCUCUGCAGACGCAACUUCAGCAGACAACCUCACGGCGACACCGCUCACAGCGAUACACGACAAAGAUAAAACUCUUGUGAAGCGUCACGUCUUUUCAGCGGUUUCUGAGUCUGUUGACGCCAUUUCUUCUCGAGAAACACCCACAUCGUUCGAAGGCUCAGUGCUGCGUGCGUCGCAGUCCUUGGCGAUGACUCAGCGCCGUGCAGCUCUGGACCUCGGCGAGAGUCCCGUGACGGCAGCAGCCCAAGAAACUCGCCCUCAGCACCAGGGCUCGCUCCUUAACGCGUCCUGCCACACAGCAGCAAGCAACGUCCGAGACCUCAUCUGUGGAGACGCCAGCAGCACGCUCUGUGACACUCUCAUGGAGUCAGAAGUGUCGUGUGUCGCUACUGAGGACGCGCAAGUGCUCAGUGACGGCAAGAAACACUUAGAAAUAGUUGAUAUAACCAAAGAGGACAGAAAAGUUUCCUGUGAAGCCAAAGAAAAUGUUGACCCUUGCAACGAAUCUUCAAUUAUGAGCCGACAAAAUGACUUUUCCAAUGAACAUUCAUCUGAGCCCUCGACAGUCGUAAAUGUUUGGGAUCCAACAAGAAAUGUGUUUGAUUUUACAGAGCCAAACAAUGUGAUGUGCGUUGACAUUCGUAAUUCUCCAGUACAAAAUGAUGAAUCCACCGAAACCUCUGCUGCAGACGCACCAAAACCGCCAUCAGAGGACGCUUCAAAAACCGGUAGUUCUCCCGAUAAGUCGGACGAUUUUGAGUGUCCUGCAACUAAUUCCACAGCCGUUGAUGAUGCCGAACCAUGCCCAGGUUUUGUGCCCUCAAAAAUACAUCCACGUUUGCGAGUUCUAUCGCGACUGACCGACAACGUAUCACCGGUGGGCCGAGCCUUCCAUGCAAAUGUUGAUAUUAGUUCAGGUAUUACGACGAGCUCGCCGAUCUUGCAGAACAAGUUUUUGCAGAAGCUUCGUGAUGGUGGCUUAAAAACAAGCUCUCCGAUACCCAGUCAGACUCUUGCAGAAAGCAGCACUCCGCUGUCUUGCUCGGUAGCCUCUCACAAGACUGGUGAUAGCGGUAUUGUUGUGUCUGCAAUUGAAGGCAAUCAUAAUUUCAACUCAAACCUAUUCAAGGACAUCUCGACCAUCGAGAAGAGAGAAGAAUCUAACGUCAGUUUGAUGAUGGAGCAAGAAAAUCAUCCUGCGGUCGCCCAAUGCAUUGGUAGUGAAUGUCUUUCCUUGGAGCAAGAUAAUAGACAGAAUCACCCAGAUAGGACCAAAGAAUUUUUGGAGAACCAGUGCGACGGUCAGAAUUCUGGAAUUUCGCCUGAAAAGGCAGUUGAAGCCGAAGCCUCUAAGGAUGUUUUUAAAACCCCAUGUAUUGUUAUCCGAGGGCGUAAGCGCUGCAUUUCAACCAAUAAUAAUCAAAGUAAGUGCUUUCCUCCGGCUAAAAAAGCGAAUUGUGUACUUUUUGAUGCUCAGACACAAGUUCUUAGUGACGCAUCUCAUGCCCAAAACUUUCCAAACAGUUCUUCGAAGUUAACACCGCGCUCGGAAGAAAAUUCAACCAACUUGCUCAAAUGUGAUCCUAUGAUGGAGGGUUUGAAAGAAAGUAAAAUUCAGCCCUCGCAUAUUUCGCCCGCUCAAACUGGCCUAACGGGCGUAUUUAGUGCGGCAAACCUUGAUACAUCGUCCAACUCGUCAAGAAAUGUGAAGCUUGACUGUGAACCUACGAUCUCAGGCUGCGUUAGCAUAGAGCAACAAACACUAGACUCUUCGUCUAAUAAUAUUUCCUCUGACUUGAUGAAGGCUACUGAGACUAUCAAUUCUCUAUCAACUCCUGCUGUUGAAACUGGAAAUACUUCUCAGACUCCCGUGAACCAAAGCAAAAUGAUGCCAAUGAAUGUGACGCCCAUGGAAGGAAGCGGCAAGGAAGAUGAUCAAAUGCAAUGUGAUGAUCUGAACGCGUUACUACAUUCACUUACGCCACAGGGGCGUGCCGAAGAACGGACUCACAGUCUCGAUGAUGGUUCGGGCGCGCUGAAAUGUUCAGCGAGUUUAGAGUCUUGCGAUGCCACGAGUCCUGUGGCGAGACCGCUUCGUUUUGGGAGAGUCAGGUCAUGGAGCAAACUUCUCAGUCAAGAAGAAGACGAGCCAAAGAUCAAGCAUUGCUUCAGCGAGCCAAAAACCACGAAGCCAACUGCGGCAUUCCGCCUUCGGGAGGCGGAGCUUUAUCCUUCGCUAGCUAUUACGAGCAACUCUGCCGGGGCGGCAUUUGCCUCAAAUCCAAACGUGCCUUCUUCAGGUACCGGAGGAUCUACACAAGCCGCUGCAUCAGAAAAUGUAGAGGAUGUGCCCGUUGGGCAGAGAUUUAAUACGGGAUCUAUUGUUGAUGGGGAGUGCACCACUGCCGUCCCCGCGACCGCGUCCGACGACGAAGUAUUCUUUGCCGAUACAGAGGCCGCAAAUGUGACGCGGGUGUCCCGCAAGUCCAUCGCUGCUCUUGCAGACAAAGAAGUGGUGCGCUGGUACAGUGAGAGCGAUCUGCCUCUGGACGUGACUUGCGUGAACAGCUCCCACGUGCACGUCUCUGGAACGACGUGUGAUGUCACCGCCGUCAACACCAGCACCGCCGCCACCUCCGUCAUCUCACAGCCCUUCCACAGCUUCCACACUCCUGCCAGAAAUGUGAGCUGUACGGACCUGCAUCGAACGCCGCCAUGCCUUGCUGGAGGCCCCACGCCCCGCCGGCCCCCCAAGAGCGUCAGGAGAGGCAGGGCUCCUCAAGACAUCCCUCCUGGGGAGAUCAAACCUGAAGACCGCAUCUUAGGCACUCCUGACUACCUCGCUCCUGAGAUCCUCCUCAGGCUGGCACAUGGCCCCAAAGUGGACUGGUGGGCUGUUGGAGUUUGCCUGUUUGAAUUCCUGACGGGUUUACCGCCCUUCAACGACGAAAACCCAAAGCUAAUCUUCCACAACAUCCUCAACAGAGACAUCAUGUGGCCGAGUGACCACGAGAGCUUGUCACCAGAAGCCAUGCACGCCAUAGACCGCCUGCUGGCAUAUGAGCCUCAGCAGCGCGCCACGCUCGAGGACCUCAAGAAGAUGUCCCUCUUCAGCCACAUCUCGUGGCACAACCUCCACGAGCAACCCGCGCCCUUUGUGCCCCAAGUAGAAAAUGCCCUCGACACUUUCUACUUCUCUGCUCGCAAUGCCGCUCAAGACUUGGACGUUGCAGCGAUGGAGGAGUUUUAGCUCUUCUGCCACAACGCCUCGAUUUGCCUAUGAAUAUUUCACUGCGUAGACUCCUUUUAAGCGCUUGUAGAACUAUUUUAGUGCCCACAUCUUGUCUCUGAAGUACAAUAUAUUCUAUUUUCAUCUGACUAAUUUUCAAUUUAUUGCUCACAUCUGGGUUAAUGCGUUUGUGCUCCAUUUUGGGCCCGCAUCGACCAUUUGUUAUGAAGCACUACGGGUGGGGACCUAAGAAGCUAACAGCUUUUUUUGUAACUAGAAAUUAUUUUAUUAAAUUUUUGUGUUAAAGUUCUAUCAUUAUCUGUACGCGUUAUUGUGCUGUAUUGUGUCAGCAGCACUUUCUGCUUUGUUGAAACAGUUUUAAUUCAUAUGAAUUCGUUCCUGAUUCGUUCAAAAAUUCGUAAACAUUUCUAUGUGAUCAUCAACGUUGUUUUAUAUUGAAGUUUGUGGAUCUGAUUUUCCAAAUCAAUGAACUAGUACGGAAAUGUGCCAGGCUGAUAUGAAGCUCUCUUCUUAUAAACGUAUUUAUCAAAAUUCAAAGAAGUUAGUGGAUAUGAUCGCAGCUAAAAAGCUAAAAAUUGGUUUUUACUUCAGUUUGAAUGCGUUUAUCUAUGUAAAGGAAUGUGAAAUGUAGGUCAACUGUGUUUUUAUUCUCCAUUAACAUCGAAAAAUUCAUUUUAUUCUCUUGCUAAUUAUGCUCGUACCAUACACUCGAUAUUAUGAGGGCAUUUCAGAGUAAAAUUGUUCUUUUGUC